CCAACUACCACGUGCUUUGCACUUGACAGAUUCGCUAUCAAAUCCUUGUUGGUUCCCUGAAUUCUGAAAGUCCCAGUCUACGUUUCCCUAAUUUACGCGACUAUGGACGGUGUUGAUCUUUACGCUCAGUUUAUAGCUUUACAUAGGCCUCAAUUGCAAGUGUCUGGGGUACCUGAAAAGUUCUGGAGAUGCCUUUUUCAGAAAGUUUCUAAUGAAAUAUUUGAUGCCGGUAAUGCAUUUUCCCUGCUUCUGAUCGACUAUGGCGAUGAGCCUCGAGAGGAAUGUGAUCCGGUUUGGACUGUCUGUGUGACAAAGGAGGACGGGAUCAGUGCAGACGACCCGGAAGCUGUAUAUUUGAUUGAUCACGCUUGGACUUUUCGGGUAGAUCAGGCCAGGAGCCAGCUUAAUGCCAUGCCUCAGCUCGUCGAUCGGAUGGCCGGCAUAAUGGGAAUCAACAGCGAGGACGAUAAUUGCGUGGAGAAGAUCAUGAAGUCAAUCUGGAAAUACUGCCAGAGCUAUUCUAUCCAAGCUAAUGGAGUCGCUGUUGAGGAUCAAAUAUCAAUUUGGUACAUCAUGGACGAACUUGGCUCUGGGAUUAAUCAUUCGGACGAUCCUAACUUCCGUAUAGUUCCAUUCUUAUAUAUUCCAUCACAAAUCACGUACAGCAUAUUAUUUCCGAUUGAAAGUACUGAAGCCGGAGAUGUUAUUAGUCGAGAUUAUCUGGAGAACAUUCCCAAAGAUACUCUUUAUCGCGAUGCACUUUUGCUGCCAUGGAAACAUUCGGAUCUUUCGGGAGAAGAUUUCACACAAAUAGAACCAUCGGAAGACUACUUCCUUGAAGGACACGCUUCAGAAAAUUAUACGGAUGGUCCAACAGAGUAUCCAGUAAUUGAUACUAAUCGACCACUAAGAGUUUAUUCUGAGUAUGAGGUAUUAACAAAUUCACUUACUGAUCCUGCGUUUGAAAUUGUUGAUGACCCCGAAAGUGCCGAUAUUCUAUGGCUCGCUACGCAUUUUAAAACAUUUGAUGAAUUUGCCCAGUCAACUCCAAAUAAGUUUAUAAAUCAAUUCCCAUACGAGUUCGUAUUAACUAUAAAGGAUUUAUUGAGUAUAGUUUGCCGACGUGGAGUGAAAGAUUCGAGUAGCGAGGAUUUGAGCACUUUGCACCGAUGGCUGCCCACAACAUAUAACUUGAGAACGGAACUCGUAAAAUUUGUAAGCUACUAUCAGAAUCGACAGAAGAAAAAAUUAGACAAUCAUUGGAUUAUCAAACCAUUCAACUUGGCCCGAGGUCUUGACACCUACAUUACAUCAGACCUCAUUCAAAUCACUCGCUUAUCCCAAACGGGUCCUAAAAUCGCACAAAAAUAUGUCGAGGAUCCAGUUCUCUUCGAACGACAAGAGCUGGGUGGAAAAGUUAAAUUCGAUGUUCGCUACGUGAUUUUAUUGAAGGACGUUGAAAAUCUAGAGGCUUACGUCUAUUCAAAUUUCUUCUUGCGGUUUGCAAAUAAAUCAUUCGCUUUAACAAAUUUCGACGAUUACGAGCAACAUUUCACGGUAAUGAAUUAUCGUGAAGAGGCUGAAUUGCGACACAUAAAGUGCUCCGAAUUUCUAGAUAUGUGGGUGCAACAGUAUCCUGAUCAUAGUUGGAAUGAAGUUGAAGAUAAUAUUUGCAGUAUGCUCAACGAGGCGUUUGUUUGUGCAACGUCGAAAAAGCCUCCGUGCGCGAUAGGUGCAUGCAAACAAUCUCGUGCACUAUAUGCCGCUGAUAUAAUGUUAGCAUGGGAAAAUGGUAGGAUACAACCGAAAUUGCUGGAAAUUAAUUGGAUGCCGGAUUGUAAACGAGCUUGUGAUUAUUAUCCUGAUUUUUAUAAUGAUAUAUUCAAAUUGUUAUUUUUGAAUGAAGCAAAUGAUGGCGUGUUUCGUAAAAUAAGCGAAUAAAAGUGUAUGAAUGGGCAGCUUUAUGGUUUUUUAUUC
Hermetia illucens (black soldier fly) is the source of this 1977-nucleotide messenger RNA. It is a transcript of the gene TTLL12, whose product is annotated as tubulin--tyrosine ligase-like protein 12. The transcript has 2 exons. The record is from RefSeq and is a predicted model, not a curated record. Bases 103 to 1941 code for a protein of 612 amino acids. Gene Ontology annotation, biological process: protein modification process. Lineage: Eukaryota; Metazoa; Arthropoda; Insecta; Diptera; Stratiomyidae.